CUAUGGAGAAACUUCUUUUGAAUAUUCUUAAACCUUCUUUAAAAGCUUUUAGUGACCCUAAGCAGUUUGCUUAUAAGUGUGGAAGAAGUACAUUAGAUGCAGCCAUUGUACUACACCACAAUAUUGUUUCCUGCCUUGAUAAGGGUGCUAAGUUCGUUCGAACAGCUUUUUUAGACUAUACUGCAGCUUUCGACUCUGUUCCUAGGACACUUUUAUUAGGAAAGAUGAUUUCAGCACAAACAGAGUCCUGGGCAACUAGAUGGCUGUCUUCUUAUUUUAAGGAUAGGAAACAGCAUACUGUUUUGGCUGGAAAGCGCUCCACUUCUCAGCUAACUGAAAGUGGUGUGCCUCAAGGUGCAGUACUUUCUCCAUUUCUUUUCUCUUUCUUUUUGCAUGACCUUCCGAACUCACCCAAAGUUAACUUCAUUAAGUAUGCUGAUGAUCUGACCGUUUCUGUCCCUGUAGUUUCCACAUCGGAUUGUUCCCAUAUGAAUGGCUUCUUAGCUGAAGUUAAGGAUUGGUCUGGCUCAAAUGGUCUUAAACUAAAUCCAACUAAAUGUAACACUGUUGAUUUCAGCUUGAGAAGUGAAAAAGACAUGCAUGGAUUGAUUCAAUCUCAUGAUUGUUGUAAUAUUGAUGGUACCAUGAUAGAGAGUAAGUCAAGUGUUUCUUAUCUUGGCAUUAGUUUCUCUUCAAACCUUUGCUGGUCGUCUCAUAUUCUUAUAGUUUCUAAGAAAGUUUUCCGUCUGACUUAUUACAUAAAGAAGUUGAGACACUCAGGUAUAACCCAAUCUCUUAUCAUACAAUUUAUUAAUUCAUGUGUUUUGCCCAUCAUUCUUUAUUGUUCUCCAUUAUUCUUCCCUGGGCUACUCAAGAAAGAUCAUAUAAUACUACGAAGAACAUUGAGGGCUGUAAGUAGGGUCAGUGCUAUCCCUUUGACUCAACUAAAUGACACUGUUGUCAAUAGGCAUAUGAAUUCUUGUAAACACUUAGCUAAAGUUAUCUUAUCUGAUAGUGAACAUCCUCUUUAUUCACAAUUGUUUCCUUGUAUCUCUUCGGGUAAGACCAGAAGAAAUUUCAUAAACAUUUAUGCUCGUACUACAAAAUAUAAAAAUUCGACCGUACCAUAUUUGGCACGAGUAUUGUGUGAAGAGACAAAUAUCAGAAAAGAACUUUUACAACUUUUAAAUCAUUAACUAAACUAUAAAAUGUAAUGAUGCAUAUUAAUGCAUGUGUUAUUUGUUAUAUUAUUUAUUUAUUAUUCACUAUGACCUAGCAAUGGUGUGAUUUUGUUGGGGUUUUAUUUUUUCCUAUUAACUAUCAAUAUUUUAACAUUUUAUACAUUUAUAUAAUUAUAAACAGAGCUAAACCAUUGCAAUAUGUAAAAGAAACGCUGAAAAUUCCAUGCUGUAAAUUGUUAUUGUUGUGGAAUAAAGUGAUUAUUAUUAUU
This is a messenger RNA of Trichobilharzia regenti, 1450 nucleotides long. NCBI's taxonomy places the organism in Eukaryota, Metazoa, Platyhelminthes, Trematoda, Strigeidida, Schistosomatidae. The record is from the annotation of a GenBank genome assembly.